Messenger RNA from Puccinia graminis f. sp. tritici CRL 75-36-700-3, 1135 nucleotides. RefSeq lists its product as uncharacterized. Gene Ontology annotation, biological process: transcription by RNA polymerase II. Gene Ontology annotation, molecular function: transcription coactivator activity. The record is from RefSeq and is a predicted model, not a curated record. The transcript is spliced from 8 exons. The coding region runs from base 68 to 733 and encodes 221 amino acids. Lineage: Eukaryota; Fungi; Basidiomycota; Pucciniomycetes; Pucciniales; Pucciniaceae. Gene Ontology annotation, cellular component: nucleus.
GCGGAUUUGUACUCGAACGAAACCUUUACUUCCAUCCUGCGAAACUUCACAAAAACAAUACCACGGCAUGGCUAAGGGAGGCGGAAAAGGAGCUGGGGCCAAAGCCGCCAAAUCUGCACAUGAAGAACAAGUCAAGGCACAAAAACAGAAAGAUUUGGAGGAUGCCGAGGCAGCUCAAUGGGCCGAUGGAGCCAAAGAAAGCAAAGCUAGUAAAAAAGAGAAAGCAGAAAAGGCUGCAGCUGCCAAAGCUGAGCGAGAGCGCUUGUUAAAGGAAGAAGAGGAACAGGAAGCCAAGAAAACGAGCGCGAAAGCGGCCAAACCAGCAGCGUCCAAGUCAGCGAAAAAGGCACCAGCCGGCCCCUCGUCCUCCGCCGUCCCCGAAUUUUCCGCUCGAAACAUCGAUGACGCAUUGGAUCUGUUGGAUAUUGCAAACGAGAAAUCAGACAAGGCUACCCUGGGCGCCAAAGCAGCCAAAGGGGUCGAUGCGCAUCCCGAAAGGCGUUUCAAGGCGGCUUUUGAGGCUUACAAAGAGAAUGAAUUACCAGUGAUCAGGAAAGAGCAACCGGGACUCAGAUUACAGCAAUACCACGAUCUGUUAUACAAACAGUUCCAGAAGCACCCAGAUAACCCAUUCAACCAGGUUACUGUCUCCUACGAUGCUACGAAGGAGGACAAGGUGACUGCGCUCGAAAACAAGAAGAAGCAUAUUGAAGAAAGAUUGAAAACCAAUUGAUGGUAGGGAUGUUAACUUGGUGUCAUGUCGGGAUGUGGAUGUAACUUGGAAGUUUGAUAGAUCAGUAAUUACCCUGGUUAUAAAUACCCAAAGAUAUCAAAAAAAGUAGAUAUAUUGUAAAAAACAAACCAACAUGAAUUUGGUUCUUCUCAUACCACCCCCACCUUGAAUGAAUAAAUCUGUAUGCCGUCUGAAUUUCGCUCAUCCAGCAACCUAAAAUACAUACCGUGUUGAGCCUGUGUAGUUACCAAGAUUAGUCAACUCAUAUUGACUUUACCAGCGCCAUUCUCUCAUAGAGAUAUUUAUCAGGUGUAUGGCUAUCAUGUUUUGCUGACUUGUUAGGAAUGUAAACCGAUGUCCCAAAUUAGAGUGGAGCAUCUGGAAAUGGAAUGGUUGUUAAAA